This is a messenger RNA of Octopus sinensis (East Asian common octopus), 549 nucleotides long. Its product is annotated as zinc finger BED domain-containing protein 5-like. The transcript has 2 exons. NCBI's taxonomy places the organism in Eukaryota, Metazoa, Mollusca, Cephalopoda, Octopoda, Octopodidae. The record is from RefSeq and is a predicted model, not a curated record. The coding region runs from base 1 to 549 and encodes 182 amino acids.
AUGAAGCAGAGGAAAGAAUGGCUGAAUCCCGACAAGCUCGCAACUCCUCGAGCCAAACUAGAGUUGUAUAUACGCAAGACAAUGUUCUGGGACUGUCAGUUACCAAUGUGCCUUCUUUGCCAUCAAGCAUUGACCAACGAAGCAAUGAAACCUUCACGCUUGAAGUAUCGCUUUGAUGCAAAGCAUACUGACAAUAAGGACAAGUUGUUGUUAUACUUCUUGCAAUUGAGCUCCUCUUUCAGAAAGCAAACACAAACUUUCAAGACGCUACUCCAAGAAACUAGUAAACAGGAGAAUGACGGAUUGAUUGCAUCGUACAAUAUUGCAUUGCUUGUUGCUAAGUCUGGGAAAUCUCACACAAUUGGAGAAACAUUACUUCGGCCAGUUAUCGAAGAGGUUUUGUCAACAUCCCACUUAGUAAUAGCACUAUUUCUAGACGCAUCGAUGAAACAGCCAUCGAUGUCAAACAUCAGCUCAUUAAUAUUCUCCAGAGUUCUGAAUUUUCUAUACAACUGGAUGAGUCAACUGUUGUGGACAAUUAAUAUUUGA